AUGAAGAUUUUCUCAGUUCUGUUAUGUUCUCUACUCAUUCUAGGAGAAGUCAGUUCGUUUCCUUCUCCACUUCGGACCAAAGCUACAGUAGGUCAUUCAUUCUCUUAGUCUGUGUUUUUCUCAAAAAACAACUUUUAGCCAAACCCUCGUCUCGAAGCUCUCUUCUCUCGUCACUUGCAGGAUCCGAUUCCAAAGUCCCAGGUAAGUUACCGUGAAUACUGUGAUAGAAGAGCAUUCCGAUAUUGUUCAUUCAAAGCGAUGUAUCUCAGCUGUUUGUAAAGAUAUCAGAAAGUUCUCAACUGAUAAACUGUGAACAAUGUCUUUCUAAGCAAUUUAUUAGUUGACAACUUUUUCAUAUCUCUACCGGCAGCUGACAUAUAUAAUUCUAAAUGAACGGCAACUAUGAGGACGUGUUCCCAAAGUGAGGAUCAGCGGCAUUUCAUUUUUAUCCUCUUUUCAGAUACUUCCAGAAAUUCGAGCUUCCAGAACUGCAACAGACUUUUUCGGGGUGAGUCUGUUCUGUACAUCCAUCCCUCAACCACUCUAUUUCCUUCCAGAACUGUAGUCCCAAUUACAUUUUGUGUCCGCGGGACUCUGUGUGCAUUCGCUCAAUGUACGUUUGCGACGGAUUCGAAGACUGUCCGAGCGGUUCGGACGAGAGAUAUUGUGGAGGGAACGAGGAGGAGAGACGGACGGCGAUGGCGGCGAAGCAAGAGUUCAGAGCCAUCAUGGAGAGGAGCGCCGCCCGUUAUUUGAACGGCCCGAUGGAGGCCGACAGAGCGUACGUCGUCCUCAACUUGUCCAUUUUCGUAGUCGUCGUUCUUUGCCUGUUCACUUCGUGUACCACCUUCUGUGCCAUCCAGGUGUGCAAACGUCGUUCUUCUUCUUUGAAGUCUUACCAAUGA
Messenger RNA from Caenorhabditis sp. 36 PRJEB53466, 905 nucleotides. The record is from the annotation of a GenBank genome assembly. Lineage: Eukaryota; Metazoa; Nematoda; Chromadorea; Rhabditida; Rhabditidae.